CACCCACUACCGGCAUUGCACCGCACGACUGCUAUCGUAUCGGUUACCACGAGCGGAUACCUUUCUGGAUCGUGCCUCGUGUCAGAUCCGCCAGUCGCCUCUUCCCCACCAUUGACCAUCCUGCGGCGGAAUUGGCCUUGCUGGAAUCGCUCUGCCAUUCAGGUUCUUCUUGCCAAUCAACCUUGACCUUGUCUUCGCCGUGAGGAUCCAUCGCGUUGGGAAACAGCCUCUCAAUCCUCCCAUCCGGUCGACCAUCACACCCAAGCUGAACAUCACUCCAUCGUUUCCUGUACCUUCUCCGGCUUCAACUCUACAUCGAAUCACCGCCUCAAUCCCUCCCUCCCACCCCACCCCUGCAUGCAAAAUCCUGUAAUGCUACCCACCAAGACCAUCGCCACCAUCAACUCGACCGGUCGGCAGGCCGCAUCCUUCAUCCGCGCCGCGUCUGCCGUCGGCUGGAACGUCCGCGCCCAAGUCCGCAAAAACGAAGGCCUCGUCGCCGAAGAACUCGGCCUCCUCCCGAACGUCGAGCUCAUCGAAGGAGAUCUCGUCGGACCGGAACGAAAUGCUCUCCUCGCGAAACUCUUCACGGGCGCGAAGAUUGCGUUCAUCAACACGACGCAUUGGGGCGAUGAGGUGGCGAUAGGGAAGGCCUGUGCGGACGCCGCGAAGAAGGCGGGGAUCUCGCAUUAUGUCUAUUCGAGCAUGCCGGAUCAUUCGUCGUUUGGAGAGGAUUGGAGGGCGUUGCCGAUGUGGUCGACGAAAUUUGCGAUUGAGAAUUAUGUACGGCAGAUUGGGAUUCCGGCGACGUUUGUUUAUACUGGCAUUUACAACAACAACUUCACAUCACAGCCCAUACCUUUAUUCCAGAUGGAACUUCAAGACGACGGCAGCUUCAUCUGGCAAGCACCAUUCCACCCCAACGACCCUCUUCCGUGGCUAGACGCCGAGCACGACGUCGGUCCCGCUCUCCUCCAAAUCUUCAAAAUGGGCGCCAACCACUGGAAAGUAACCCUCGCCUUCGAAAAACUAACCCCCCUCCAACUGUGCGCCCGCUUCUCCCGCGGCGUGGGUCGUCCAGUCCGCUACGUCCACGGCCCCAUCACCUUCCCCGUCCCCGUCCCCUCCGGCUACAAAGAACACCUCGACAUCCUGCAAUCCGUACUCGGGGAAGCGCGAGCUCCCUACUUCGGUCCCGCACUGGAGUACCCCCGCGAAGGACGCGGAAUCUGGGAAGGAUGGAGAGGCAUUGAGGAGUAUGCGAGGGAAGUAUUUCCGAUUGAGGAGUAUGCGAAUGGAAUGCGGUGGAUGGAGGAGGAUGGUACGGGUGGGGGCACGGGGUGGACGACGCCGAGUGAGGUUGAAGGGGAGGAUGGUGCGGGAGGGAGGAGCAGGCCGAUCACGCCGGCGAAUGGAUUGGGAGGGUUGCCGGCGCAUAUGGGGGCCUAUACGCCGAAGAGUCAUCCUGAGGGCGGGCAGGGGAAUUUCUUUGUGGGGAGUUGUUAG
This is a messenger RNA of Zymoseptoria tritici IPO323, 1506 nucleotides long. RefSeq lists its product as uncharacterized. Bases 358 to 1506 code for a protein of 382 amino acids. The record is from RefSeq and is a predicted model, not a curated record. The transcript has 4 exons. NCBI's taxonomy places the organism in Eukaryota, Fungi, Ascomycota, Dothideomycetes, Mycosphaerellales, Mycosphaerellaceae.